CUUUCCACGGGACUCCCAGGCUACGCUGCCGAUCUACAGUUUGCUGAAGGAGCAAAGAAACAUCCUCCUCGGCUCUAAGUGGGGCUUUUAGUGUGCUCAUUGAUGAGUGAAAGUCGCCACACAUGUCAAGCUCAAGGCAGUUGUUGGGUUACUAACGGGACCCGGCGCCUUGCAAACAUAUGCGCGAAGUUGUGUAUGCAGAUGGCAGGCGGAAUAACGGAGCGGGCGCCUCGUAUAAAGCCCUCGCCGCUUGUGCCGCCUGUCUCCAGAACCUGGGAGAGGAAACUAUUCAGCCUCGCGGCCAGGGAGCGCGCCUGCGAUUGUUUGUGACCGUUUUAAUCCUAUUAAUUAAAACGUUAACCUGAUUGGGUAGCGAGCGCCGUCCCAACAGGCGAGUCUUCCUCCUCAUCAUAACCUACUCAGAGAGAUAAUGAUGUAAAAGACUCUCCCCCGUCUGUGGCGGCGGCUGGCUGGCUGGCUGGCUGGCGGAUGGGUCCGGAAAUCUCUUGAAGGUGAAUCCAAGCAAGAUAAACGGUGCGGAGCGGAGCGCGGGGCUGCGCUCAGAGCGGCGGCGGCGGCGGCGGCUCCGCUCCCCGCGCGCCCACCCUCCCACCAUGCGGGGCCGCGGCCCAUGGUGAGCCCCAGCAGCCCGCACCCUCGGCUGGAGACGACGAAGAAGAAGAGGAGGAGGAGGAGGAAGCGAGCGCGGGGGAAGACGAAGAAGAAAAAGAAGGGGAGAGGGGCUGCCAGCGGCACCGGGACCCACGAGAGCAUCAGCCCCAGAGGAGCCCGGCUCGGGCGCAUCCUCCGCGCCGCCUGACUCCCGAGCGGAGGCGGCGGCGGCGCCGGACCAUGGACCGCGGGCUGCACCUCGGCGCGGCCGCCGCGGGCGAGGACGACCUCUUCCUGCACAAGAGCCUGUCCGCCUCCGGGGCCAAGCGCUUGGAGGCGCCUUUCCGCUCCGCGCCCCCGGGCAUGGACCUGUCCCUGGCGCCGCCGCCGCAGCCUCGGGAGCGCCCGGCGCCCUCCUCCUCCUCGUCGCCCCCCCUGGGCUGCUUCGAGCCGGCUGAUCCCGAGGGCGCGGGGCUGCUGUUGCCGCCGCCGGGGGGAGGCGGUGGUGGCGGCGGGGGGGUGGGCGUCCCCGGGCUGCUGGUGGGCUCCGCCGGGGUUGGGGGCGACCCGAGACUGAGCAGCCUGCCGGCGGGGGCCGCCCUGAGCCUCAAAUACGGCGAGAGCGCGAGCCGGGGCUCGGUGGCCGCCGAGAGCAGUGGCGGCGAGCAGAGCCCCGACGACGACAGCGACGGCCGCUGCGAGCUGAUGCUGCGGGCCGGGGGCGUGGACCCGCGGGCCUCCCCGGGCGCCGGGGGCGGCGGCGGCGGCAGCACCAAGGCGGCGGAGGGCUGCUCCAACGCCCACCUCCACGGCGGCGCCAGCGGUCCCCCGGGGGGUCCCGGUGGAGCCAUCGGCGGGGGUAGCAGCAGCGCCGGCGGUGGCGGUGGCAGCAGCAGCAGCAGCAAGAAAUCCAAAGAGCAAAAGGCGCUGCGGCUCAACAUCAACGCCCGGGAGCGCCGGCGGAUGCACGACCUGAACGACGCGCUGGACGAGCUGCGCGCGGUCAUCCCCUACGCGCACAGCCCCUCGGUGCGCAAGCUCUCCAAGAUCGCCACGCUGCUGCUCGCCAAGAACUACAUCCUCAUGCAGGCGCAGGCCCUGGAGGAGAUGCGGCGCCUGGUCGCCUACCUCAACCAGGGCCAGGCCAUCUCGGCCGCCUCGCUGCCCAGCUCGGCGGCGGCGGCGGCGGCGGCGGCGGCCCUGCACCCGGCGCUGGGCGCCUACGAGCAGGCGGCCGGCUACCCGUUCAGCGCCGGGCUGCCCCCGGCUGCCUCCUGCCCCGAGAAGUGCGCCCUGUUCAACAGCGUCUCCUCCAGCCUCUGCAAACAGUGCACGGAGAAGCCUUAAACAUCCCCCCGCCCCCCCCCCCCCCCUGAGAAACAUCAGACCGACCCAAAAGCUAGAGGAAAGGGAAGAGCUGCCCCCCACCCCCUGCGUGUUGGCCCUCCGGUAGUUGGGACACAUUUGCAGAGCAAACAAAGCAGAGGCGAGAACUGGGAGAGGAGAUGUGUCAGAGACAAGCAGGACUUGAGCCUUGACAUCCCCAGAUUCUGGGUCUUCGGAGUGGGAGGGCGGGAGGAAGGAGGAGGAGUUGAGCUAAAGUAUGGAUGUCUUUUUUUUUCUUUUCUUUUUAAUCUCAAAAAAAGUGGCGACUUUGGUGGCAGCCCAGGACGCCAGGAAGCAGUGUUCCUUUAAGGUUAAAAAAUAAGUUUGAAAAGUAGUCGCUUGGUGAUAAAGUGUGGAGAGUUAUUCAUACUAAUCAUACUAAUCAUUGUGCAUUUGGCUAGUGCUGACUGGGAGAGGAGUCUGGGGUUGGGCGGCUUGUAAGACGGACUAUUCAUUCAGACAAGUCAGAAAGGGCACUUGGAAAUACAUUUUGACUCUGAGCCAGGAGAAAAACAAUGAAAGGUAGAUUUAUUUAAGUGUAAAGAAGAAAGCGAGAGACACGUUGCUAUGAAAGACUUGUAUUUUUUAUUGUCUCUGAACUAUGGAAACGCUGGAAAGUUUUUGGCAAGAAUGAUAUUAAAAAAAAGCUGUGGCUGAAAGAAUUGCAUUUAAAAAUAUUUAUGUGCACCUUGUUCCUUUCUACUCUGCAAUGAUGUAUUAACCACUCAUGGUAUUUAUUUGUUAUUCUUCAGUGACCCACAUCAACAGUAUUUAUCAUGUGUUAAGGUCCUGGGUCUUACUUAUGUGCAGAUUUUUUUAAUGCCUCUAAAAUUGUUUUAUAGAUUAACUUAUACUGUGUGCCAAGUGUUUAAAAGGUUUAUUUGCCAACAAGUAUGAAGAGACCUAUUGAUGUAUCUGAGCUGCUUAGGUUUAUCAAAGGUCACCUGGAUUUUUUCAGUUGCAUCAUCCCUGUAUUUAAAUUGAGCUUUAAUAAAUUGCUUCAGUCCAAAAAUUACAGGAAAGGUGUAUUCUUAAUUGAUGAAUGAAUUGAUCUCUUUUUUUGAAAGGGGACUCCUUUGCAUUCUUAAAGGGAAAAACAUCACAGCAGUAGAACCUGAGUAAGACCAUGCUAAGCAAAUUUUUUUUUCCAGACUGUGCUGUGCAUUUUUAAAAGCUCUUAAUUUAAUUGCUUUUAAUAUAUAUGUACAUAUAUAAGUUAUUUUACUUGUGGAGAAUUAUUUAAGUUAAAAGACUGGUUUGAUUUGCCUAUGGUGUGAAAUCCUUUGUUAUUUUUCUAAAAAAAACAUAAAAUAAAAUUUAAAAACAAAGCUAAGGAAGAGCAAGAAGCUAUUUACCCAAAGUGAGCUUUCAGUUUUAGUUUGCAUGGCUGCUUGCCUGCCUUUCUAUCCUACAAAAAUCAAGAAAUCCUUUUUUUUUUUUUUUUUUAAAGAAAAAGAAAUGGAGUCCUGUUAUUUUCCACUUCUUGCAGAUAAUACAGGUUUGUCAGGUUGGAUGGCGAGCUGGGAGCUGUGAUGGAUCUACUGGUGGGUUUUGGAUGUAUAAAGAAUGAUAUAUAUUCAAUAGGUCAAUCAGACUGUGACAGCUAUGUACAACCAUUUGUAUGUGUAUCUAUGUCAGAAAGAAUCUUUAUUAAAAUAUUUUGAUCAAA
Molecule: messenger RNA, 3667 nt
Organism: Pipistrellus kuhlii (Kuhl's pipistrelle)
Lineage: Eukaryota; Metazoa; Chordata; Mammalia; Chiroptera; Vespertilionidae
Gene: BHLHE22
Product: basic helix-loop-helix family member e22
Exons: 1
Coding region: 853-1959 (368 amino acids)
Molecular function (GO): protein dimerization activity
Source: RefSeq, a predicted model, not a curated record